AUGGCCCCUCAAGCUGCCCCACCUAGCGGCGUCUGGGCACCAACCAUCACUUUCUUCAACCACGAGGACGACACUCUUGAUCUCGAUGCUCAGGAAAAGUACUAUGCAUACUUGUCCAAGUCAGGUCUUCACGGUCUGGUGGUCCUUGGGACCAAUUCAGAAACCUUUCUCAUGACGCGCGAGGAGCGCAAGACACUCCUUGAAACCGCGAGGAGCGCGUGCGGGCCAGAUUACCCCAUCAUGGCUGGUGUCAGUGGCCAUUCGACCAAGCAGACGCUGGAGUUCAUAUCGGAUGCAUAUGAAGCGGGUGCCAACUACUGUCUGCUCCUCCCUCCGGCAUACUUUGGCAAGCAAACCACGCCAGAGGUUAUCAACAACUUCUUUGACCAGGUUGCGAGCAAGAGUCAGCUCCCGAUUGUCAUUUAUAACUUCCCUGCGGUUUGCAACGGCAUUGACCUUGAUUCCGCAACCAUUGCGGCCCUCGCACGGAAACACUCGAACAUUGUCGGCGUCAAACUGACUUGUGGUGCCGUGGCCAAGAUUACCCGUCUCAGCGCCGAGCUUCCGGAAGAAAGCUUUGCGACGUACGGUGGCCAGUCGGACUUCCUGAUUGGAGGCCUGGCUGCCGGUUCGGCCGGCACCAUUGCCGGUUUCGCCAAUGUUUUCCCCCGGACCAUCGUGCACAUCUAUAAUUUGUACAAGGAGGGCAAGUUCCAGGAAGCCAUGAUGCUACACAAGAAGGCGGCGCUGGCUGAGCAACCUUGCAAGGCAGGCAUCGCCGCCGUCAAGUACGCUGCCGCCCUGAACACGGCCAAGGCGGCCGGUAUUGAAGGCGCGGUCGAAAAGUUGAGGCCGAGACAACCGUACGUCGAGCCCUCUGCGGCGGCGAAGAAGGCUAUUGAAGAGCAAACCGCAGAGCUUGCAGAGGUAGAGGCAACUCUGAGAGGAGACGCGAAAGCUGAGCUAGCCAAUGGUUCUACAAAUGGGGCGUAA
Verticillium alfalfae VaMs.102 is the source of this 993-nucleotide messenger RNA. RefSeq names its product dihydrodipicolinate synthase. NCBI's taxonomy places the organism in Eukaryota, Fungi, Ascomycota, Sordariomycetes, Glomerellales, Plectosphaerellaceae. The transcript has a single exon. The record is from RefSeq and is a predicted model, not a curated record. Gene Ontology annotation, molecular function: 4-hydroxy-tetrahydrodipicolinate synthase activity. The coding region runs from base 1 to 993 and encodes 330 amino acids.